AAAAAUUUGGCAGUAAUUUCACCUCUAGUGUACUCUCUGCGACCAGUCUGUUGACGCCAUUAUAAAUCUAUGAUGGCGACGAGGAUUUGAGAACGCGCCUUACAGGGGCGCCUAAUCGCAAUCGACAACAGUCAGUGACGUUUCCAGUUGUACACGUGCGCAGAAGUUAAUUAAUGGAUUAAACGUGACGAGAAAAGGUGGAAGACCGAGAGCGUUGUGAUGUCCUGCAACGGGAAUCAGUUUUCUGGAGGGGAAUCGAUCAAUGUGAACUCGAAUUGUAGAAGAAAGACGAGAUCGUAGACGAUAAGAAAAUGAGUGCUAAGGAACAUAAGGGUUGCGAGAUAGAGGAUAUCGAGAAUUCGGAUGAAAGCGACAGACCUUCUGGAGAAAGGUGGGCGCCAGUCGGGGCGAACGAUUGCGACAAUGAUUUCGCCGAUGAGUAUAAAUAUGUAGAUAACAUGGAGAACUUAUCAUACGAUAUGGAGAGGCUGAAGGUGCUGGAGGAGGAACAGGAGUUGCUUAACUCAUCUCUCAUUGCAUUGACUACUCAUUUUGCCCAGGUUCAGUUUCGUUUAAGACAAAUUGUGGAUGCACCAACCAAUGAGAAGGAGGCAUUGCUCAAAGAGUUAGAAGAGUUUGCAUUUAGGGGAAUCCCUGAUGUUCCAAAUAAUUUGUCACUUGAUAGUAGAUCAAUCACUCCGACUUCUCCAGUGUCCUGCAAGCAAAGCAUAUCCGGUGUGAUUAAUGAUGUUGAUGUUGAAUCUAAAAUGGCUUUGCAAAGAACGAAGCAAAAAGAACUAAUAUGCCAACUGAAAUCUCAGUUGGAGGAUCUAGAGAAGUAUGCUUAUGAGACUGGUGAUGCAGACUUACCACAGAGCAUGAUAUUAGAACGGCAAAAUAUCAUAAUCAGUCACCUAAAAGAGAAAUUGAAUUUUAAUGUCGACGAGCUCUGCAAACUACCGGUUGACGAUUUAAGAUGGCAAGUAGAUUAUGCUAUAAGUCAGAUCGUUAGUCCUUUGAAAAUGAAGGAACAACUAGUAUCUCAAUUGAAGACACAAAUUACGGAUCUAGAGAGAUUUAUAAAUUAUCUUCAAGGGGAAGUUAGCACAGAGACCCUAGCGUGUACUUGUGCUUGUCCAGUACACACUAGUGGUUCAGCUACUUCUUCUUCUUCUUACGCUAGGAAUGCAUUUACGAAGAAACCAAUAGAGGAGGAAAAUGCAACAAAGACGAUUAACACUGUUAAGAAGGUGGUUGCUCUGUUGCACAUGUUCCUAAUGUCCCAGUUGGGAUGCGGCAGUGAAAGAGUGCGGCGGAACUUCAAGAAAAAUUCGAUGCACAAAUGGCGCGAUCUGAGAACCAGACUGGAUAUAGCUGUUGAGCAUGUUAUAGAAAUGAUCACAGAAGUUAAUUACCAUCCAGAUGACGACGACGCUGCUAACGAAAACGAUUACGCCUCGGAUUCUGACUCCUCAUCCAAUUGUAAUGCCAGAGUAACAUCUGCCGUAAGGAAGCAUUUAGCAACCUCCGUACGCGACUUAAUGCAGCAUGGAUUAAUGUCCGACGUGCGUUCCAAUAGUGUAGUUCCGUUCGUUGGAUGUUUUCCGCAAAGACACUCCUCUGCUACCAAUUUAAUGCACGCAUGGGAACUAAUAUUGAAAUAUUAUGAAAUUAAAAAUGGCCACCGUUACAAUUCUAGCCCGGCACAGAAAUUAUCACAAAGCUUUAAUCUAGAUCUCACAGGAAGAAUUGUAUCCUCCAAACAGAGCCUACUAACGACUAUCGGGAAUAUCAUUGCCUCGCACAGCCCGUACAAGAGAAGUUACGAUUCCCAUUUUAAAGCGUUCAUAUGUGCAUCCCUGAAUGCUAAGAAACUAGUGGCUUGGUUGAAACUGAUCUUGCAAUGCCAGUACCUUCUCGAGAAUCAUUAUGCAUCGUGGAGUUAUGUCGUAAAAACAGGUUUCCAAGAUGCGUUUCACACUCUCGAUCGUCUUACGAAUUAUAAGUUCGACCUACCAGUGGACCUGGCGGUAAGACAAUUCCAAAACAUAAAGGAUGCGUUUUGAUUGCGAAGCAAGAUGAUGUUCGUCAUUAUACGACUAUGGGUUAGUCAAUUUUAGUGAACAAAGUACACGGACAACGUAAACGAGAGUCAGUACAUUUUAACUUUUACGUUGACUUUACACGGAUCCAUUGUAUUUUAAAAGUAUUCUUUCGUGGCGAUCAUUCUUUUCUCUCAUUCUCUGAGCGAUCAUUAGUGGAAGAUUAUUAAACGCAAUAAUGUAGCUGUAAUAAUUUCGAGUAUCAGUAUUGCUGUGUUUAAUCCCCAGAGAGGGUCUGGGUUUUUAAUUACUCUAUUUUAAGAACGUCUCGCUCUGUGAGAUCUAAGAGGAAGGUAAUCUCUGAUGCCUGUGGAGACUUAACGACGAUACGUAUAGAGAUAUAUUGCGACUUUACAGCACAGGUAUAAAUGCAAUGCUGCCUGAUAUAAUAUGGACUGAUAACAUAUUACGUAGUUAUUUUGAGGUACAUUUUCGGAUACUGCACGUUCUCAAGAAACAAUAGACAUUUUCUUUGUACCAUUUAACGAGUAACGUUAAAUCGAUUUUAUAGAAUUGAGAACCGGGGUCAUCGCUGUGAUCAAAAUUAACUGAAAUUUCUUACUAAAUCUUCUCGCGAAAAACUGUUAAGAAAGUCACGUUACUCCUUAUUAGAUAUCGAACGAGAAACCAAAGACCAACAUUUCUUUUUAAUCAUUGAGAAGAAUAUUACUCUUUAGUUCUUAGUACCUCUUCGCAUGUUAAAGUUGAUGAGUUUGCGGUAACAUAUCAUCGAGACAGUAGUUAAAUCUUGUAACAUAUAAACAGUAUAUACCAUGCAUAAUCGUCGAUGUUGUAAUAUAUUGUCAACAUUUUAUCUUUGUUGUGUUUCAUAAAUCUAUAUCAUUGAUUUAUCUUCUCAUUUUCACGUUCACAUAUUGUAUAUGCGUUAAUAUAAAUGUGUAAGAUUCGGCUUUAGUUAGUCAUCACUGUUGAAAAAAAAGAAAAAAAAAGUGCAGAUCAUCGACUAAAUCUGUAUAAAACGUUANC
Messenger RNA from Megalopta genalis, 3089 nucleotides. Its product is annotated as RUN domain-containing protein 1. The record is from RefSeq and is a predicted model, not a curated record. NCBI's taxonomy places the organism in Eukaryota, Metazoa, Arthropoda, Insecta, Hymenoptera, Halictidae.